This is a messenger RNA of Drosophila ficusphila, 1143 nucleotides long. Its product is annotated as 23 kDa integral membrane protein. The record is from RefSeq and is a predicted model, not a curated record. The transcript is spliced from 5 exons. The coding region runs from base 183 to 839 and encodes 218 amino acids. NCBI's taxonomy places the organism in Eukaryota, Metazoa, Arthropoda, Insecta, Diptera, Drosophilidae. Gene Ontology annotation, cellular component: membrane.
CAGUUAACAUUCGAGCGGUGAACAUGAACCGGGUUUUGGGUAACCGCAGUAACCGUUAGAAUCAAUAUAGAUAUUUUCCAACUGUCAACAAGCGCGAGUUGCCAAGUGUUAAGAAUAAUAAGAGUACCUGACACACAACAAAUAUAUAUUUUCACUCCUUUAAAUAUACUACACUGAACAAAAUGGCCUGUUCCACAAACGUGUUGAAGGGCUUUGCCCUCCUCUGGGAUAUUCUCUAUGCUCUGUUUGGCCUGGUUGUGAUUGGCCUUGGAGUGCACAUUAUUUACAAGUUCGAGCACUUCAACACGGCCGCCUUCGUUGUCAUUGGCGUGGGCGUGGCCGUGGUUCUGGUGGCACUUUUCGGAGCCUUGGGAGCAGCACGUGAGAGCAGCAACACAUGUAAAGUGUACGUGGUUAUCCUGGUUCUCCUGAUCAUCUUGCAAGUUCUGGUCGUGGGUAUCCUGUGGGCGUUCCAAGAAUCGCUGCUGAUAAACGUGGACAAGACAUUCAGCCAGCUGUGGAAGGACCAGCCGGUGCCCAUUAGGCCAGGAAACCAGAGUGAGAUCGCCAGCGUUGAGCGAUGGUUGGACUGCUGCGGCAACGUUGGACCCAGUGACUAUGUUCUUCCACCAAACAGUUGCUACAACAGCGAAACAGAUGCUCUAAAUCUCAGAGGAUGCAGGCAAAAGUUUCUAAACUACAUUGCCGAUCGUUUUACGACGCUCAACUUUGUCGCCUUGGUGCUAGUUGUUGUUGAGGUAAUUUGCGCCUUGCUAGCCUAUGUCCUGGCCAACAGCAUUGUGAACCGCUGGCGACGCUCGAAGUACUAUCAAAAAUAGGUCAACGUUCGGUUUUUGAAAACAUUGCAUUUCGAAAAUUCAAGCUAAGAUGCGCAUACUUAAGCCAAAGAACUCUCCAUACAACUACUUAAUCGAAAACUCAGCAGAGAUUCCACAACAAAUUUACUUAAGCGAAGUGCGUUGAUUGUAUUCUAUUUACCAGUUUGGAUAACUGUUUGUUAAAGAGCGGUGUUUAUGCCGUUUAGAAUGUAACUUAAUCCCUACACUAAGCUCGACUUAAGCCACCAUUUUUGUAACAGCAUUUCGAGAGGCCAGACCGGUGAAAUAAAGAAUUGUUCGAAGA